CAAUAAACAACGACUAGCCAAUUUCAUGCCACAAUCACAAAGACGAACAGGAACGCUAUGAAUGCUCCGAGACCAGAAGUGACGUAAAACGUGCAACUCGGAAGGAUGGCGUCCGAGGAGUCAGGAACACUAAGCUCCACCCCUCUGGCUGUGAGCACCGCCCAUCCACCUAUGAGCCCCGCCCAACCGGCUGUGAGCCCCGCCCUGGCGCGCAGAGGGUGGUGCCGCCAUCUAGUGGCCGUUCGGAUCCACUGCAGCAGUACUUCCGGACUGGUGGCCCCCCUCCGCUCCGAGCUCAGAUCGCUGCCUGGACUCACAUGUGAACGUCCGUCCGUCCGGCCGACCUGGGAAUGAAAUACAUCUGAGCGAGAGAAGUUAACAUCAUCACCUUCAGCAGGACACCUUAAGAAUGGGAGCCAACGAAGAGAAAGGCGGGGCUUGUGGGACCAUCUUCCUGAAGUAUCUGCUGUUCACGUUCAACUUCCUGUUCUGGCUGGCGGGGGGCGUGGUGAUGGGCGUGGGCGUCUGGACGCUGGUGGAGAAGAGCGAGUACAUCAGCCUGCUGCCCUCCAAGACCUACGCCGCCUCCGCCUACAUCCUGGUGCUGGCCGGCGCCAUCGUCAUGGUGACGGGCGUGCUUGGAUGCUGCGCCACCUUCAAGGAGCAGCGGAGGCUGCUGCGAGUGGUGAGGGAGGCCCUCUAUACACACACGCACGCACACACACAUCUAUAUACAUGCUGUCCAUACAUACGCGUGUCUGUUUGUGUUUCUAAACCCAUUUAUUAAUAUACUUCAAAUAAAUGGUUAACUGUAGGAUCUUUGCCUAAAAUGCUCAACGCCCCGUGG
This is a messenger RNA of Gadus macrocephalus (Pacific cod), 847 nucleotides long. Its product is annotated as CD151 antigen-like. The coding region runs from base 410 to 787 and encodes 125 amino acids. Gene Ontology annotation, cellular component: membrane. NCBI's taxonomy places the organism in Eukaryota, Metazoa, Chordata, Actinopteri, Gadiformes, Gadidae. The transcript has 3 exons. The record is from RefSeq and is a predicted model, not a curated record.